AUGCCGCCUCGCGAUGAUCCCAACCCUUACUCCUUCAACGAUCCUCGACACUCUCUGCCGACGAUGCCGUGGACCACGCAACAGCCUGUUCACGCGUCACGGCCCAUUUCACUCGCAGCGCAUUCCGAUUCAAAGCCUUUGACCCAGCAGCGCUUCUCGCUUCCUCUCACGGCCCAACUUCAGGCCAGCACCGUCUCGGAAGGCGCAUAUCCGACUCAAAGCUCUUUCAGCCGGCUCAGCGCAUAUCGCCCGACCAACACUAGCUCCGAGCAUCGCGCAAAGUAUCGAUCGGGCUGUCGCAUCCCAUCCGGCCUCUCCAACGAGUAUCGACCCGACGUCGACAGCGAGAGCGACUUCAGCGACGAUCGAAUCGGAAGCGACACCAGCACUCACGCAUCCUCAGAGUCGUUGGACCAAGUCUCCCACCGCGACGAAGCAACGCCUCCGCGAAGCCCUUCGGUCGCUUCUAUAUUCAGCACCAUGUCGACAGCAGGCUCGAUCGACUUUCUUCCGCCCAUUGGCUCGAGCAACGGCAUGUCUACCUCCUUCUCGAUACCGCAUUCGCUUUUCAGCAGCAACGCAGCACCUUCCUCCUCCGCCUCUGGCAGCUCCGUGCCCAGAUCUGCAUCAGCCUCUUCCUUACCGAGACCACUUCCAGCACUUCCGGCUGACGACGCCAGUGUUCGCAAGAAUGCCGCACUGCUCGAUGCCCUUGCCGGCACGACCAGCAGCAGUGGCAUGCAGCCAUCGUCCUCUUUGCGCUCCCUCUCCGCAGCCAACCCGACCAGCCUCGAUCUGAGCCAGAGCGCAAGCUCCGGUCUGCCCUCAAGUGGCAGUUUCGGUGGUUCGGGCGGCAGCACCGAAGGUCCCUCCGGCAGAAAUAGCGGCGCAAGCAAUGGUGGCGCAGAUCGCAGCGGCUCGCAGCGCAAUAGCGGGGCAGAGGAUGGCAGUGGCGGGGCAGGAGGAAACGGAGACGACGGGCAAAAGGACGCUCACGACAAGGAGAAAGCAAAGAAAACGAACCCGCUCGUCGACCUCCUCGAGACCGAAGCCGCCUACGUCUCGGAACUCAGCAAGAUCAUCAAAAAGGUGGCGGCAGCGUGGUCUCGCUCCAAUUUCCCACCACCCGAGCUCGACACCAUGUUCCGCAACAUUGAAGCCAUCUACCGUGCCAACCGCAGCUUCCUCAAGGCGCUCCGCGAGAUCGGUCCCAACCCGUCCUCUCCCAAGGCGCUCGGCGACUUGCUCAUGAAGUGGAUCGACGACCUCGAGACACCCUACUCGCGCUUCUGCGACACGUUCCUCGCCGAUUUCGAUGCAUGGCCCACUGUCCAAUCGAAUCCGCGCCUUCACAAGCUGCUCGAAGACGUUUCGGGAGCCACCGAUGCCGACGGAAAGCCCGUCGUCUUCAGCGACCGAAAGCGAGACCCGACCGAGCCAUGGACACUCGACGGCCUUUUUGCGCUGCCGCACCUCCGCCUGAAGUACUACAAGAAGCUCUACUCGCGACUGCUCAAGAGCACGCAGCCCGGCCGAAGCGACCAUCGCCUCCUGGUCGGCGCCAACGAGAAGCUCGACGAUCUCGUCGACAAGUCCAAGCGCAGACUCACCGUGUCGGUCCUCGACGAAACCGCCGAGCGCGAAUCUCGAGACAGCUCCUUCGCCGAAAGCAAUGUCACUGGCGACACCUCUCCGCGCGACCGUGUGUCUUCCGCCACGUCCGUCUCGGAGAACCCAUCGCCCAACGCGCAACCCGUCCUGAUUCUCGGGAACAAACCAUCGCCCACCCGCGUCACCGCCGCAGAGCCAAGCAUCGAUAUCUCUACCGGCUCUGCGCCCAGCUCUGCCGCUCCCUCGUUGACGCUGUUUCCGGCUGCCGAUCGAGCUCCCUCUCCCGGCGGCAUGGUCAUGGCCGGCGCUGCGCCAACGGCACAGAUGAACGGCCUCACCAUCUCGCCAUCGCGACCCGACUUGAUUCGAGGCAACUCCGAGGUGGCCAGCCUGCACACGAGCGGCUCGCAGACCUUUGACGCCGCCGACCCUUCGCACGCACGCAACGAUUCGCUCUCGCAGCCCAUCGAGUCGCUCGAACAGCGUCUCGACACGUCCAAGACGCUCGACAUUUUCACCAUGAAGCCCAAAAAGUGUCAGCUCCAGAUGCGCCCCGCCAACCUGCCUUUUACGCGCUCCAUGCGCAAGUCGGCGGAUGUGAUGAUCCACUUUACUCCGUCCAGCGGCGGCCCCGAGAUCACCAUCCGCAGGGCGCACAUCUUUUUGCUCACCGAUCUGUUCCUGGUCUGCGAGCGCAUGUCCCCCAGCGAGAAGGCAGAGCUUUCCAAGGGUGGAGCGGGGCCCGACAUGUGGUUGCUGUACCCACCUCUGGCAGGCAAGCAUCUGCGUGUCGCCGACAUGGGCGGUCAGGGCAACGUGUUGUCCAUCACCAUCCUCAAGAAGGAGCAGCUCAUCGUCCAUACCGACUCUCGCGAGGCGAAGGAGGAAUGGCUCGAGCAAUUCGCGGACUGUCAAAAGUUUGCUGCCACCCUCGGUCUCAAGGUCAAGACGGCGGGCAACUCGUUGCCUGCACCCGGACCGUUGGGAAACAGUAGUCCCGUGUCGGGUGUCUCGCCUGGCCUGGGAGCGCCGCCCAGUCUCAUCACGCCCGGUCUCUCGCCCGCCAUCUCGAUCACGCCUUCUUCGACGCACGGUCACGACGAGCCAGCGGACACCGUUCCGCCGCCGCACAGCCCGGAAGGCUUUCAUUCGCCUGUCAUGGGCCCCGGGCUGUCGAGAGAGACUUCGUUCAACUCGGUGGCGUCCUUCCCCAAGGUGGGUGCACACGGCUCGCCGGAUCUCGGCAGCGGCUCUGCCUUCUCGCCACGAUCGCCUGCCUCCUCGACCUUUGGGCCCGGCGGGGGUCCGAACGGAUUCAAUGGGCCGCCGCGACCGCCCAUGCCGCAUCCCGGUAUGAUGUCGCCUGGCAGCGGCACCUUGUCGCCCGACACGAGUCCGGCUUUCGGUCCUGCUCGCUACGGUCCCGGUGGCUUUGGUCCCAAUGGUCCCAGCAGUAUGGGACGACCGCCGCUGAUGCGGGAUCCCAACAUGCCGCCUCGCUCGCCCGGCGGUAUGCGUGGACCUGGAGGACCUGGAGGGCCAGGUGGACCCGGUGGACCCAUGCCGUUCCCACGAGGAGGGCCCGGUCCCGUGCCCGGUCAGAUGUCCGGUGGAGGCACACCCUCAGGCAGUCCCGGCUUUGGUCCUGUCCACGUCCGACCCGGUCGACCAGGCAUGGGACCAGGGCCAGGGCCAGGAUCAGGACCUCCGCCUGGAAUGGGACCUGGCGGACCGAUGCCUCCUUUCAUGAACGGCGCACCGAGACCACCACAGAUGGGAAUGGGGCGACCGCCGCCUCCGGGUGGCCAGCCGUGGGGUCCAGGCCCCCCUCCGCCGAUCCCACACGGAAAAGGCAUGGGAAAUCGCGAUCUCAUGAAGCAGCCGUCCGCUCCUAAUCUGCGUCAAGUCUCGAAGAGCUCUUCGGGCGGUGCACGCUCCUCGGACGAAGGCGACAGCGGCACCAAAUCGUUCUUCCGCAGCCGCUCCGUCUCAAGCACCGGCUCGUCGGCGCCCAAGCUUCCCUCGGCCAUGAUGAAGGAAGGUCGCGACAAGGGCGAACGAGGCACCGACGUGUCGCCACCAUCGUCUCCCGUUCUCAAGAAAUCGGGUCCGUUCCGCAGCACCGUCUCGGCGCAGAUGCGAUGCAAGCUCUUCCUCAAGCAGAGCCACGCCCAGUGGAAGUCGUUGGGCAAUGCGAGGCUGAAGCUGUACCACAUCUUGCCGGACGACAUCAAGCAGCUGGUGGUGGAGAACGACCGCAAGACGCUCGUCUCGACCAUUGUGCUGACGGACGGCGUCGAGAGGGUGGGCAAGGUGGGUGUGGCGGUGGAGCUGAGCGACCAGGGAAACAGGACGGGGAUCAUUUAUAUGCUCCAGAUGCGCAGCGAGGAGUCGGCUGGUGGUUUGUUUGGACAGCUGCUGGAGGGAAGUGACAGGACGGCGCUUUCGAUGCAGUGA
Molecule: messenger RNA, 4068 nt
Organism: Kalmanozyma brasiliensis GHG001
Lineage: Eukaryota; Fungi; Basidiomycota; Ustilaginomycetes; Ustilaginales
Product: Dbl homology (DH) domain protein
Exons: 1
Coding region: 1-4068 (1355 amino acids)
Molecular function (GO): guanyl-nucleotide exchange factor activity
Source: RefSeq, a predicted model, not a curated record